ACUAUUAAAAUCUGAGACAGCAAGGAUGGCGAGUAACAAAGUUCUCUUUGCGGCUUCUUUCUAUAUUUUGGUACAGAUACAAGUGGUUUUGUGCACAGAUACUCCUGUGGUCUUGACAAACCUGGGGCAGAUUGUUGGAGAUAGAGCAAAGGUGGAUACCGGUCCCAGCACAGGUAUAGUUGAUCGCUUCCUUGGGAUACCAUACGCAAAACCCCCAGUUGGGACUCUUCGAUUUGCCAAUCCCGAGCGUCAUCCUGGAUGGGGAGAAAGCAUUCGACAAGUGAAACAAUUCGGUCCUCACUGCCUGCAGCAAAACAGCUCUAUUAACCUCUACAUCAACCUAGGUCGAACAAUCACCAACCUCACACGGGCCGAAGAUUGUCUGUUUUUGAACGUGUUCGUGCCACGUGGUGUUGACCUUCUACGUGAAAAGGGCGUUCGUCUGGCAAUUCUUGUCCAUUUUCAUGCCGGCACGUUCGUGGCAGGAACAGGUGCGACUUUUAAUGGAGAUAUCCUUGCCCUGGAGUCUGAUGUCGUCCUCGUCACUUUUAACUACAGACUGGGCUUUCUGGGGUUCUUCAGCACGGGGACUGACGAGGCUAGAGGAAAUUACGGCCUGUAUGACCAACACUGGGCUAUUAAAUGGGUUCGGGAGAAUGCUGAGGCGUUUGGCGGAGACCCUGAUCGCAUUACUCUUAUUGGUGAUGCAGCAGGAGGAGCUUUGGUGGACUAUCAGAUGAUCUCUCCUCUAAAUCGUGGUUUGAUACAGGGAGGGAUAUCAAUGAGUGGGUCGAGCUUAACGCCUGGGUAUCUGGCCGAAUCUUUGAACGUCAGUUUGGAGUUUUCAAAACUGGCCGGAUGUGAUAUGCCUGAACCAAGUGAAAGACUCCGCUGUUUACGCAAUAAGGACGCUCAGGAAUUGGCGGAGAUAAGGAAGGAAGGGUUGCCUGGAGGACUCGACUGGCGACCAAGUAUUGAUGGAGUUUUGGUACCAAGACACCCACGAGAGCUACUGGGAGAAAACGUGACAUCCGGGCUUCGAUAUAUGGUAGGUAGUUCCUCCCAUGACGGCAGCUUCUUGACAUAUUCUUUAAUAGGGGAUCCCCCUACUGUGUCCCAGCAACGCUUGAAUCUCGAAACUUUUGCAUCAAUGCUCUAUCAGUUCAAGGUGAAAAGCGCGGGAAGGGCUGUUGCUAGGUCCUUGUUUCACGAAUACGGCCUUAUCCAAGACCCCAUGGAUCCUUUGGAUAUUUUGACUCAGAAAGUGCAGCAAAACACUGACAUUUUCUUCGGCAUGCCAGCAGAGGAGUCGGCGAGGUUGAACGCAGCGGCAGGUGCCACAACGUAUAAAUACACAUUAUCUGUCCGACUUGGCUAUCCAUCUUCUUACUUACCUAAGGCUGAUUUUGUACAAGCUGAACAAUUUGAUACCCGCAUUCUGUAUUUUGGUGUUUUUGAACAGCACCCGGAUGUAUAUAAUUUGACAGCUGAGGAAUUGGAACUUGGAAGAACCAUCAGGCGGUAUAUAGCUAACUUUGUAAAAAAUGGUGACCCAAAUGUUGGUGACACAGUCAGCGUCCAGUGGCCGCAAUAUACAGCGUCUUCCAGACAAUUCAUCAACCUGGACACGCCCACCACCGUGGAAACAUUCGAUAGAGAGCGCCAGUAUCUGUUUGCCACCGAGGUUCUUCCGGCUAUAGUGGCCGUGGGUCAAGAGGCUGACAGGGUGGCCGCACGUCCAUGUCAACCCGAACCUUGAUCUAAGGCAAUCUGGAGAAGAUAUUGGACACCCAGGGUCCUCAGGCGUCGGCAUUUCAACUGGUUGAUGAGGCGCGACUAGUGAUUUCCAAGCAAACA
This is a messenger RNA of Lingula anatina, 1857 nucleotides long. Its product is annotated as carboxylesterase 5A. Gene Ontology annotation, biological process: acetylcholine catabolic process; choline metabolic process. NCBI's taxonomy places the organism in Eukaryota, Metazoa, Brachiopoda, Lingulata, Lingulida, Lingulidae. The record is from RefSeq and is a predicted model, not a curated record. Gene Ontology annotation, molecular function: acetylcholinesterase activity. Gene Ontology annotation, cellular component: plasma membrane.